This is a messenger RNA of Torulaspora delbrueckii, 1179 nucleotides long. RefSeq names its product RNA-DNA hybrid ribonuclease (gene RNH1). The record is from RefSeq and is a predicted model, not a curated record. The transcript has a single exon. Lineage: Eukaryota; Fungi; Ascomycota; Saccharomycetes; Saccharomycetales; Saccharomycetaceae. Gene Ontology annotation, molecular function: nucleic acid binding; RNA-DNA hybrid ribonuclease activity. Gene Ontology annotation, biological process: DNA replication, removal of RNA primer. Bases 1 to 1179 code for a protein of 392 amino acids.
AUGCGUAUUGUGAAAGUUCACCGUAUUUAUAAGAAUCUCUUUAACAAUUUCAAACAGUUAACAAGAGCUUGGCGAGUAAGGAAAACUGUGAUUAGAAGGCAGCAAGACGUUAAACGUUUUGGAUUUUUUCGACUGAAUACGAUGCCUAGUAAAGGGGGAUAUUAUGCCGUUCAAAAUGGAAGAAGCCGAGGUGUUUUCAAUAAUUGGAGUGAUUGUAAAGAUCAAGUGAAUGGAUAUCCUGGCGCCCGCUAUAAAAAAUUCGACACUUUGGUUGAAGCUGAAGCUUUUUCAAUUGGUGGUAACAAUCAAAGGUCUUCCAGUCGCACCAAUGAAUCUAGGUCAGCUCCCGCUGUGGCAAGCAAACCUGAAAGAACCGUUCUUUCAGUUCCCUCCAUAGCAGUUUCGAAGCUUGCAAGAAGUUCAAAUAAGAUCAGCAAGCCAAAGUACUAUUCGGUCAAAAGUAGUAAUGCGAAUGUGCCUAGUAAGAUAUUCAGCAAUUGGAAUGAAUGCCAGAAAUAUGUGAAAGGUAGGAAAGGACUGUCUUUCAAGAAAUUUGAGGAUGAGAUGAGUGCUAAGCAAUUCAUGGAGGGAAAAUCAGACCCCAAUGUUGAUUAUAAGCACAUUGGAAUUACAGAGAGAGAUUUCGAGGCCAAUUAUAGACUACCAGAGAGCGCUCAUAUAUAUAACGAGAGAUCAAAUGUUUAUUGUGAUGGCUCUGCACUUUCUAACGGUACCAGUUCGUCAACAGCAGGUUAUGGUGUUUAUUUCGAUGACAAUUCUGAGCCGAAGAUCUCUGAACGUUUGCGCUCAGGACUGCAAACGAAUAAUAGGGCAGAAAUAAAGGCCGUCUCUAGCGCACUUGAUAGAAUAUGGAAAAACCUUCAAACUAAUGAGAAGAAGCUAAACUAUCAAAUUAAGACGGACUCCGAAUACGUUGCCAAAUUACUAAAUGAUAGGUACUUUUCGUACACUGAUGACCAAUUCAAAGCUAUGCCCAACAGUGACUUGAUUUUUCCCAUGGUCAAAACCUUUAUUAAAGUCAAGCAAUACUACAAUAUCAACAGUGACAAGUUUGCCAAUAAAGGAAAAUUCACUAUUCAAUGGGUGAAGGGACAUGCUGGUGAACCUGGGAAUGAGUAUGCCGACGAGCUUGCAAGGAGAGGAGCUAUGAAACACUAG